AAAGCUUGUCUCCAGCAAGAUGGCUGUUAUUGUUGUUUGGGAUGAAGAAGGAGCUUGAGCGGACAUCCGACAGAAAUCCCAAAAGACCCUCCGACUCCUUCGUCGACACCGCGCAGCGCUACCAAGAAGACCGACCGAACCCAAACCAAACGACGUGUUUCUCCCGGGCGUGCACUGAGGAAGGAGCACGAUGGACACCACCACAUCCAUCAAGAUGACCACGCUGGCCAUCCAGAAGCUGUUUGGCUACGUGGAGGAGGAGAAUGUGACGGCGCUGCGAGAUCAUCUGGACCGCUUCAAGGAAGUAGACGGACGCAGCGACAAUGGACAGACCCCGCUGAUGCUGGCCGCUGAGCAGGGCAGUCUGGACAUCGUGCAGGAGCUCAUCCGCCAGGGAGCCAAUGUCAACCUGGACGACGUGGACUGCUGGUCGGCGCUGAUCUCAGCUGCCAAAGAAGGCCACGUGGAGGUGGUCAAAGAACUGCUAGAGAACAGCGCCUACAUUGAGCAUCGCGACAUGGGAGGAUGGACGGCACUAAUGUGGGCCUCCUACAAAGGCCGGGUGGAGGUCACCAAGGCGCUGCUAGAGAAUGGCGCCAACCCCAACACCACCGGACAGUAUAGCGUCUACCCCAUCAUAUGGGCCUCCGGGCGAGGACACGCAGACAUCGUUAAACUCUUGCUGGAUGGUGGCGCCAAGGUCAACUGUUCCGAUAAGUACGGGACGACGUCUCUGAUCUGGGCGUCAAGGAAAGGCCAUUUCGAGUGCGUCAUGCACCUGCUGGAGCACGGCGCUGACGUCGACCAGGACGGGGCGAACUCCAUGACGGCGCUGAUCGUGGCGGUGAAGGGCGGCUUCACGGAUGUGGUGAAGGAGCUCCUCAAGAGGAACCCCAACGUCAACAUGACGGACAAAGAUGGCAACACUGCUCUGAUGAUUGCAGCCAAAGAAGGCUACACAGAGAUUGUGCAGGACCUCCUGGACGCUGGCACCUAUGUCAACAUUCCCGACCGGAGCGGCGACACAGUUCUGAUUGGGGCCGUGAAGGGGGGUCACGUGGCGAUCGUCAGAGCUCUGCUGCACAAAUAUGCCGACAUCGAUAUUAGAGGACAGGAGAGUAAGACAGCGUUGUAUUGGGCGGUGGAGAAAGGCAAUGCCACCAUGGUGCGAGAUAUCCUGCAGUGCAACCCUGACACAGAGACUUGCACCAAGGACGGCGAGACGCCGCUGAUUAAAGCCACCAAGAUGAGGAGCAUUGAGAUCGUCGAGCUGCUGCUCGACAAAGGGGCCAAGGUUUCGGCCGUCGACAAGAAAGGAGACACGCCCCUCCACAUCGCCAUCCGGGGACGUAGCCGCCGAUUGGCGGAACUCCUCCUUAGGAACCCCAAAGAUGGCCGCCUGCUCUACCGUCCCAACAAGGCAGGCGAGACGCCGUACAACAUCGACUGCAGCCACCAAAAGAGCAUCCUCACACAGAUCUUUGGUGCCCGUCACCUGUCGCCCACCGAGUCAGACGGCGACAUGCUGGGCUACGACCUGUACAGCUCGGCCCUGGCCGACAUCCUCAGCGAGCCCACCAUGCAGCCCCCCAUCUGCGUGGGCCUCUACGCACAGUGGGGCAGCGGAAAGUCCUUCCUGCUCAAGAAGCUUGAGGAUGAGAUGAAGACGUUCGCGGGGCAACAGAUGGACCCACUGUUGGGUUUGUCAUGGCUCGUGGCCGUCCUGUCUCUACUGUUGUGCAGCGCCGUGGCGGUGGUCCUAGGCUUCACUUUGGACCCCAAGCUGGCCAUGGCCGUCUCACUCAGCCUGCUUGCGCUUCUCUACAUCUUCUUCAUGGUGGUGUACUUUGGGGGCCGGCGUGAGGGGGAUAACUGGAACUGGGCGUGGCUCCUCAGCAACCGCCUGGCCCGCCAUGUCGGAUACAUGGAGCUUCUCCUCAAGCUGAUGUUUGUUAAUCCACCGGAGCUCCCGGAGCAAACCACCCGAGCGCUGCCUGUCAGGUUUCUCUUCACCGAUUACAAUCGACUGUCAAGCGUCGGCGGCGAGACGUCGAUGGCCGAAAUGAUUGCCACUCUUUCGGACGCCUGCGAGAGGGAGUUCGGCUUCCUCGCCACGCGCCUCUUCAGGGUCUUCAAGAGUGACGAGACACAAGGAAAAAGCAAGUGGAAGAAGACUUGCUGCGUGCCGUCGUUUGUGCUGUUCGCGCUGGUGACGGCGUGCUUGGUGAGCGGCAUGGCGCUGAUGGCCGUCUUCCAAGUGGGCGGGGACAACCACACAGUCAACGGUGUACUCAUAGCGCUGGGCGGCGUGUUGGGCAUGGCUCUCCUGCUUAACUGCCGCACAUGGUGGCGGGUCUCCGACUCUGUGCUGAACUCGCAGAGGAAGCGGCUUCACGGCGCCGCCAACAAGAUGCACAAGCUCAAAAGUGAAGGCUUCAUGAAGGUUCUGAAGACCGAGGUGGAGCUCAUGGCCAAGCUGGCAAAGACUAUUGAUGGUUUCACCCAGCAUCAAACUAGGUUGGUGGUGGUCAUUGACAGCUUGGACUCAUGUGAACAGGAUAAAGUUCUGCAGAUGCUCGACACGGUGCGAGUCCUAUUCUCCAAAGGUCCCUUCAUCUCCAUAUUCGCCAGCGACCCGCACAUCAUCAUCAAGGCCAUCAACCAGAACCUCAACACCGUCCUGCGGGACUUUGUCAAUGGACACGACUACAUGAGGAACAUCGUCCACCUGCCCGUCUUCCUCAACAGCAGAGGCCUGUCCACUGCCAGGAAGAUGGGCGGCGCCGCCGUCGGCGUGCCUGCCAACGGAGACGCUGCCAACGCUGAGGGUGGAGGAUGGCACGAGGAGCUGGACAGGAAGUUGUCGCAGCACAGCUUGGGAGAACUCACUAAGUUUGGCAGCAAGACCGCCCUCAGCCGCCGGGACACGUACCGGCGGCGCCAAAUGCAGCGCUCGGUGACUCGCCAGAUGUCAUUCGACUUGACCAAGCUGAUGGUGACUGAAGACUGGUUCGCGGAUAUCAGUCCCCAGAGCAUGAGGAGGCUCCUCAACAUCGUCUCCGUCACUGGCCGUUUGCUGAGAGCCAAUCAGAUCUCGUUCAACUGGGACCGCCUGGCCUCGUGGAUCAACCUGACGGAGCAGUGGCCGUACAGGACGUCCUGGCUCAUCCUCUUCCUGGAGGAGAGCGACGCUGUUCCCGAUCAGGCCACGCUCAAGAACAUUUACGAGAGGGUGUUGAGAAACAUUCCGACCACCAAAGACGUGGAACCUCUGCUGGAAAUCGACGGGGACAUUCGCAACUUUGAGGUGUUCCUGUCCUCGCGGACACCCGUUCUCACCGCCAGGGACAUCCGCACCCUCCUGCCCUGCACAGUCAACCUCGACCCCAAACUACGAGAAAUCAUCGCCGAUGUGCGUGCGGCCCGUGAGCAGGUGAACCUUGGCGCUGUGGGUUACCCGACCGUGCCGGAGGUCCAGCCCCGCCCCACCUCCAUGUACAGCCAGGUGUCGUCGGCGUGCUCGCCGUCCGCCUCUUUCAGCGGACCCUUCAACCUUCCACCGGGGGCGGUAGUCUCGCCUCCGCCGCCUCACAGUAGUUACUACAGCGGCAUGGCUGGACCCCAGCACCCCUUCUACAACAGGCCAUAUUUCCCUCACCACCAUCACCUUCACCAGCUGCCACGCCCCCUGGUGGCGGCCUACCCAUCACACCACCUUCCUCGCAUGCUAGCUAAGAGCGCGGCCACCCGUGACACCUCUGCAAGUGGCUCCGCCUCCGUUGUGUCGGCGUCACCGGCGACCCUCCUCAGCUCCAUGACAACGGAUGGUGUGUGCGAGCGCGUCAGACAACUCCAGGGCAUCGACCACAGCAUGUUGGCUGCGUACACCGCCACCAUCAGGAAGGCCAACGUGAACGGCCGAGUUCUGUCCCAGUGCAACUUGGACGAGCUGAAGAAGGAAAUGAACAUGAACUUUGGAGACUGGCAGCUCUUCCGAGCCAGCGUGCUGGAAAUGCGUCAGGUGGAGAGUCAGGUGCUGUACGAGGAGGCCGCCAGCGAGCAAGGCAGCGUAGUGGGGGCCCAUCCUGAGGCGGCCCGGCGGGCUACUGCACCGGCCCGCGCCGGGCACGCCCCCAGCGACAUAUCCCCCAUGUAUAGCUUCACUCUGAGCUUCGAUGACCUCAGCACGAUUGGCUUGGAGGAGCAGCCCCCGCCCAGAUAUGCCAACGCGCAAUGGAUGGGCGGCCCCCGGCGUGCCAGCAGCAUCACGAGCCUCAAUUCACAGGAAUCCAGCAACGACAUCGCCAAACUGACAGAUAAGCAGCAAGCCGAGUACAGGUGCGCCUACCAGGAGUACAUUGCCCAGAUGGCCCAGCUGGAGGGUGGCGGUGACAAGCCGGUCCAGCCCCAACCGGGACAUUUUAUGACGCCAUCUUUAGACCAAGGCGCCAAGGAUGGGGUCGAGCAAGACGGGCGCAAGGCCUUCGCGAGUAAGAGGGGUGGCGGUAAAGCGUCGUCCGACAACACCGACAGUGGCGAAGCACUGGAUCCAAUCACAGAAGAAGAGGAAAAAGGAGACCAUAGUUCCUCCAAGUCUUUGUUGGCUCGCAAGACCUCAGCAGAACGGGGCAGCCUUUUCCCAGGUACCAAGCCAGGUGGUGGCGGCGGGCUGCGCUACCAGAAGCUAACCAGCGAUGACGAGGAAUCUGAGGAAUCCGACACCCUGCUGCUGAAAGAUGGGAAAGCGGCGGCUGAUGCCAAAAUGGGCGGCUGCUCCCUGGCCCUGAAGGGGAAGGAUUACUUGUCGGACGCCACGUUGGAUAAGAAGGAUUCAUCCGACUCGGGCGUGCGCUCCAAUGAAAGCUCGCCCAACCAUUCGCUGCAGGACGAGGAAGCUGACCUGUCACAGACGGAACGCGCUGACUUGAUCCAGCUCAACGAAAACGGCGCCGCCCGCAAGCGAGGUCCUCCCGUCGCCCUCCAGGAACCCGCCGAGACCCGCAUGUCCAUCUGCAGCCCUGACGAAACCUGGCCCGCUGGUAAGACCUGGAACCUGAACCGCACACCCAGCAGCGUCACGCUCAACAACAACACCAACGCUCAGAUGGAGGAGCAACCUCGCCAGACGCCCCACACCAACACCGCGUCCCCCACCAGCGACGCCAUCAUCCCCCCCACAUCCAGCACCACCACCACCCGCCCCGGCCCCAACAAUGAGAACGUGCGGGUGGUCCACCUGAAGAGGGGCCUGAAGCCGGGAGACCCUCCGGAGGUGUGCACCAUGACGGCCGAUGCCGUCGCCUUCGGAGAGGAGCGGGAGAGCAUCCUGUGACCAAUGGCAAACGUGUGACUCGUGAUUAGGUUUGCAAAAUUUUAGAAAAUUGGGAACUUUCCAAGGGAAUUAACACAAAUUUUAAAAAUUUUAAAAUUGGCACUGAAGAAGGAACUGAAAUACGGUGGAUCCCACUAUGCACGGGGAUAAAAACAUUGCCUCAUCCCGUAUAGACAAAACUGCAAAUAAUUGGCGUUAAUCAUCCAUCCAUCCAUUUUCUCAGCCGCUUAUCCUCACAAGGUUCGCGGCUUAGUGCUGGAGCCUAUUUCACCUGUCAACGGGUAGGAGGCGGGGUACACCCUGAACAGGUUGCCAGCCAAUCGCAAGCCACAUAGAGACAAACUGUCACACUCACAAUCACACCGAGGGGCGAUUUAGAGGGUCCAAUUAAUGUUGCAUGUUUUUGGGAUGCGGGAGGAAACCGGAGUGUGCCCGGAGAAAACCCACGCGGGCACGGGGAAAACAUCUAAACUCUACACAGGAAGGGCUGGGAUUGAACCCGGGUCGUCAGAACUGUGAGGCCAACGCUUUCCAGCUGCGGCACCGUGCUGCCUGGUGUUAAUUAUAAUUACCAGAAAAUUUUAAAUAAAGUGUAUUAGAAAGAAAAUACGACAAAUAAUGCGAAAAAACAAGCAGUGUGGCUGCAAGUGCAGUGCAGUGGUGCGACUUGGACUUGUGGUUGCCCCAAUGUGCAUUUCUUUUUUUUUUUUAGCCUUUGCUAGGUUGGUAUUUUUUAGCUUUGUGUUGUGAACCAAAAUUUUGAUUGAACAUGAGCUUAAAAAAGGGCGCAAUCUAGGUGCUGUAAUUUUUGUGUGGGCAGAGGAAGAACAUUUUGCAUGGAUAUUUUGGCUUUAAUGUGGCAGCAGGCUUUAUUCUGCAGUCCACCUUAAAUUCUCAGAUUCCCAUGGAGAGUUUUCAAUUUGGAAAAUGUCCAAAAAAUUCCCCAUUUUAACGUUCUUUAAAUUUUCCACACCUCCACAACAUUCCCAUGUUUGGUGUUUUUGUGCGUAGACGUAAGCUAACUUGUUGUGACGCCAAAUUUGUGCUCGAUGUUUACAUCAGGGGUCCCCAACUAUGGAAGUAAAUUAGUGCUACCAGGAUUUGAAUUUGAAAUGCCACAGAAAACAGGAUUUCAAAUUGAAAUGCAAAGCGAUCACAUUUUGACUAGUUGCUACAAUUCGUUGUCUGAAAUUCAACCAGCUACAAUUCGCUGGCUAAAAUUUACCACCUGUGCCACCAGGCAGGGUUACUUCAGGUCAGAACCGAACAGCCAGCCAAUCGCAGUUACGCUUUCUUAGUCACGUGAUGUCACAUCCUAAGAAAGCGUAACUGUGAUUGGCUGGGUGAAAUCACUUUACAUAUCAAAUUCAAAUCUUGGUGGGACGAAUAUACUUCCAUACAAACAACCAUGCCAGGUCCAUACAUCAAUGAGUACCGAACUCAACCACAUAUCAAAACUGAAAAAAAAAAUUCUGAAUGUGUUUUGAAAAUCUGCAAUCUUUGUUAUAAAAAGUGCUCAUCUUGUCCACAUUUCAGAGUAAAGUGUGAUCACAGUGGAAAACUGACUACAAAAAAAAAUAAAUGAAUAAAAUGGGACCCAUUCACUACCACAAAUUACAAAAGAAAAAAAAAGUUGGGGACCACAGUUUAGAUGUUUUACGGAAAUUGUUUUAAAACCCCAAUGUAGUACUUUACCAUCGCCAUUUGUGACUUGAUAUAUGUUUGAUGUUUAAAGUGAACAACUCAAGCUCUUGAGAAGUAUUUAUGAAAUGUCAACAUAAUUAAUGAUGUUCAGGAUAAAUUAAAAAAAAUGUGCAUGCUGGUUUGUCACGUAGUUGAAAAAAAGUGCAUGAAGAUGUGACGUUUUAGAAUAAAUUUGAGAUGGAGUCGCACCUGA
Syngnathoides biaculeatus (alligator pipefish) is the source of this 7229-nucleotide messenger RNA. It is a transcript of the gene kidins220b, whose product is annotated as kinase D-interacting substrate 220b. The coding region runs from base 191 to 5332 and encodes 1713 amino acids. Gene Ontology annotation, molecular function: protein binding. The transcript has 28 exons. The record is from RefSeq and is a predicted model, not a curated record. Lineage: Eukaryota; Metazoa; Chordata; Actinopteri; Syngnathiformes; Syngnathidae.